ACUUGGCCACAUUGCCGUCCAACUAGUAGUUGCUUGUUAUUCACGAAGCCGAAUGGUUCUCGACGAAUGCUUAGAUAAUGGCGUUGUGUGUUGAUAAAGAAAUCGACUGGCUGACCAGUACAAUUUUACCAGAGAUUCUGAAAAAUGGUCGUCUGGUUGAUAAUUACAGCGAAGCACUGCUGCCGAGCUUCAAGGUUGGGGAUAUCACAAUCGCUGUAAUUGGACCCGAGGAGGCCUUCAUGUUGACACAAUGCUAUCGAGCGACAAUUCAAUUCGAAUACGCCGGCGAGAAGUAUCAGCGUAAAAUGGUUGUUAAGAAAACGCCAGAGAUCCCAGCUGAGGCUUACAACGACGCUCAAUUUGAGAACUUAUUUCACAACGAAAUUUGUUUUUAUACGGAUAUACUGCCCAUUAUACAGAAACUGAGCGAUACCAAGUUUGCUGCGCCCACGUAUUAUUAUGGUGAGAUUAAAGCGGAGUCGGCUGUGAUCAUCUUGGGUGACUUUGCAUCGGAUGGCUGGAGUGUGACAAAGGCUAGAUAUGGUUUGAGUCUGGAGCAUGCGCGCAUUGCAGUCAAAUAUCUGGGCAGAUUUCAUGGCUUUGGCUAUGCUCUGAAGCACAAUCAGCCUGAACGUUUCAAGGAGCUUUCAGGCUGCUUUAGAGAAUCACGUUUUGCCAAUGACAACAUUAGUCCCGAGUGGGAUUUAAUAUCCAAAGUUGGACUGCAGCGUGCGGCUCAAUCAACCCACAAAUACCAUCCCGAAGUGGACAAGGAGUUUAUCAAAAAGUUUCAACAAUUGGUGUACAAAAGUGUGGGCUAUGGGCGUCAACGCGUGGCGCCUCGCGAGCCCCUCUCCACACUCUGCCAUGGCGACUAUCUGAGGAACAAUGUGGCCUACAAGUACGACGCGGACAGCAGUGGAACGCCUCUUGAUAUCAUGAUGUUCGACUAUCAGACAAUGCGUCUGUCCUCGCCCAUGGUAGAUCUGUCCGUCUUUCUGGCCAAUUCUGUGCUGGCAGAUGUGCGCUAUUCAAAUUUCGACACUAUUUUUGAUGAUUAUUGCGAGGCGCUGUUUGAGAGCUAUACGAAGCAAUCUAAUGAACAACUUCCAGCAUUCUUGAAUCGCGAGACUUUGCUGCAGGAGUACAUACGCUUUUUGCCAUAUUCGCUGGGCAUUUCAGCUUCAUUCCUCCCGUGGCUGGUCGCACCGCCACAACUUACGACCGCUGAAAUGUUCACUCAACAACAGUCCCAGGCGGAAAUUGUUGAAGCGUCCAUGACACAAGGCGGCGAAAUUGUUGAUCGUGAAAUUGCCCACCAGAUGAAGGAAAUGUUUGAGCUGAGUCAAUUGCAUAAUGUUCAAAUUGAUGAAGAUAUUGAUAACAGCGAAUGGAUUACAAGUGUUAAUUUUGCAUAUGUAGAUAACAAUUCACGGGAGCUUUGUCAUUGUGAAUGAGCAAAAAUAAAUAUUGCCAGAUG
Molecule: messenger RNA, 1480 nt
Organism: Drosophila navojoa
Lineage: Eukaryota; Metazoa; Arthropoda; Insecta; Diptera; Drosophilidae
Source: RefSeq, a predicted model, not a curated record